CCUCCGAAGGUACGGGACACAGGACACGCAGAGACGGGACAGGAACACACACUGGACUCUACCCUCUCCAGAUUAACAGGAGAAGUGAAACCAAACCUGUCCUUCCUACCGCCACAUAAAGACCGAAGUAGUUCCAUGUUCGAGUCCCCAUCCUGAUCACCUGGACCUCGUCUCUCCUGAGGAUUGUUUGUUUGUUGGUUUGGUUCUGUCCCCUCGGCAUGGCGCGUCUUCUCCUCUCGACCCUCCUGCUGCUGGCCUCAACGCUAUCGGUCGCGUGCACAGGAUCGUUCGAGUUGAAGAUCGAAUCGUUCUCGACAGUCCACACCGCAUGCUCCUCCGACGUCAAGGAAUGCCAGGUGUUCUUCCGCGCGUGUCUCAAGCACGAGCUGACAGUGAUCGGUCCCGAGCCCCCGUGCACAUACGGCAUGGGCCUCACGGAUGUCCUCCGCGUGGACCCCAGCUCGGUGUCCGCGAGCGCGCUCAUCAGGGUCCCGUUCCGCUUCAAGUGGCCGGGGAGCUUCUCUCUAAUCCUGGAGGCGUGGAGCUCAGAGCGCACGGACGUUGCGUCUACAGAGAACCAGCUGCUGAGCCGCCUGGCGACCCGCAUAUCUCUGGCGGUAGGGGAGAGCUGGUCCGGGGACUCCUACGAGGACGACCUCAGCUCGCUCCGCUUCUCGUUCCGCGCGGUGUGCGACCCCUUCUACCACGGCGAGGACUGCGGGGUCUACUGCCGCCCGCGGAACGACAGCUUCGGCCACAACGCGUGCGAUGCGGCGGGAAACAAGACGUGUCUGGAGGGCUGGAGCGGAGUCUACUGCGAUAAACCCAUCUGUGGCCCCGGCUGCAGUGAGCAGCACGGUGAGUGCGAGGCCCCUGGCCGCUGCAGGUGCCAUCAGGGGUGGACCGGGCCCCGCUGCGACCAGUGCGUCCUCUUCCCUGAAUGCCUCCAUGGGACCUGCCAGGAGCCCUGGAAGUGUGACUGCAAGGAGGGCUGGGGGGGGCUCCUCUGUGACCAAGACCUGAACUACUGCACCAACCACAAGCCGUGCAGGAACGGGGCGUCCUGUAGCAACACGGGCCAGGGCAGCUACACCUGCGCCUGCCGCCCGGGCUACAGCGGGAAGGACUGCGAGCUGGAGCUCAACGAGUGCGACAGCGCCCCCUGCACGAACGGAGGCAGCUGCAACGACCUGGAGGGGGGCUUCUCCUGCUCCUGCCCGCUGGGUUUCUACGGCAACACGUGUGAGGUCAGCGCGCCGGCGUGCGGCCCCACGCAGUGCUUCAACGGGGGGUCCUGCCAGCCGCGGCCCGACGGGGGCGUCGGCUGCGUCUGCCCCGCCGGCUUCACGGGCUCCAACUGUGAGAGGAGACUGGGACGCUGCGACAGCUCGCCCUGCGCCAACGGGGGUCAGUGCGCGGUGCAGGGCCAGAGGGCGACCUGCCGCUGCCGGCCGGGCUUCAGCGGCCCGUUCUGCGCCGUCAACGUGGACGAGUGUGCGUCGGCACCCUGCCGGAACGGCGGCUCGUGCACCGACGGCGUCAACCGGUUCCGCUGCGCGUGCGCGCUGGGCUUCAGCGGCGCCGACUGCUCCGUGCGCUCCGAGGCGUGCGACCGCCUGCCGUGCCGCAACGGCGGCGCCUGCUUCACGCACGGCAGCGGGCCGGUCUGCCGCUGCCCCGCCGGCUUCAUGGGCGACCGCUGCCAGUACGCCCAGCCGGCCACGCCCCCGGCGCCCAGCCCCGCCCCCGGCCCCGCCCCCGGCGGCGGCGGCCUGUCCGCGGUGCUGCUGGUCAGCGUGGCGCUGGCCCUCCUCACCCUCGGCCUGCUGGCGGCCGCCGUCGUGUUCCUCGCCCGCCAGCUGCGCCGCGGCGGGAAGCUAGCGCUGCGCCGCGGGAGCAAGCUAGCGCUGGCGGCGGUGAAGAACGACCUGGACGCCCUCAACAACCAGGCCCCCCCCCGGGAGAGGGAGGCCUUCCUGCUGCCCGGCGGGCCCGGCAAGGUGUCCAAUCAGGACGCAGCGCUGGAGCACAUGGCCCUCUUCAAGAACAAGAUGGCCGACUUCAGCCUGGCCAGGGAGCAGGAAGCGAGCUACAAGAACAAGUUUGACAUAAACCAGUGCGACUCGUGCAUCAGCGUGCCCUCGGAGAAGGGGAAGGAGGGCCUCUACCAGGCCGUGUUCAGCCUCCCGGAGCCCCACACCCACUGCGUGUUAGCUACUGAGGUCUGACUCUAGAGGAGACUCUGGCCAGCCGUACGUUUACAGCCUCUGCCACCACAAGAGGAUCUUUCAGAAUGUUUAGCCCACAUAUCAUAAUUUAAUAUUUAUAAUCAAUGCUCGUUAACCAAAGUGACCGUUGCUGUGGACCCUGAGAGACACAAUGCCUGACGCCAUUUGCACUAUUUAUCUUUUUUUAUUUUUAAAUCUUUAUAUAAUUCAUGUAUUGUGUCGUACCAUGCGACGUGUGAUGCACAAGAGGAAGUAACCAAUCACAACGACUGGUGCCUUAGCCGAUCCUCAACGACUCUCGUGUGUCCGUUACAUCAUGACCUGUCAAUCAGGGCCAGGGCCCGGACCAGGGGGCCACGCCCCCAGGCUCAGGUCGCCUAGCGACCGGCCCAGGAGUCCGCCAAUCAAACGUCCACCCAAAAUACAAGAGGAGACUUGUGGAAAAGCUACCUAGGAGACGAGGAAGGAAGGAAGAAAGGACGAGUGAAGAGUCUUUCUCGUGAAGAUAAGGCUCUCCCAGCCAGUCAAGAGGAACCCAAGUGAACUUCCUGUGAUGAGGAGGUGACAGCUUCCUGUCGUCCUGACCCUCAUUAAGAUUUGAGAUGACAGAGGAACGUUUAGUAUUUCUAUUUUUGAUAUUUCUAUUUGAUACCAAAGAUGUGUUGUUUGUCCCAUCUGUUAAUUUAAGAACUUGAUGCAAUGUGUACAUACUCUUAUUUAAUGACCUGUAAAUAACUUAAUGUAUUUAUAAAACAUGUUAAUUAUUAAUGUCUCAGAGUCAAAGAAUAUAUAUUUUCAUAAAUAAAAAAGAUAGCAUAUCAA
Messenger RNA from Gadus morhua (Atlantic cod), 3050 nucleotides. RefSeq names its product delta-like protein C. The coding region runs from base 219 to 2228 and encodes 669 amino acids. The transcript has 10 exons. Gene Ontology annotation, cellular component: membrane. NCBI's taxonomy places the organism in Eukaryota, Metazoa, Chordata, Actinopteri, Gadiformes, Gadidae. Gene Ontology annotation, biological process: Notch signaling pathway; multicellular organism development; cell communication. The record is from RefSeq and is a predicted model, not a curated record. Gene Ontology annotation, molecular function: calcium ion binding.